GGUGUGGGGCGUGAUGCCGAGCACGCAGCUGGACGCGAGCGCUUCAAGCCGUGUCGGUGGCUUGAAGAAGAGCUACAAGAUCGGAGGCAUGACGUCGAGCGCAGCAUCGGGAGGCCUUCCGCACUGGAAGGGGUUCCAGGAGGACUACCCAAAGGGCCUCGGCGUCUCGAUGGAGCACUGGGCGAAGCUGAUCGUCCGUUUGGUCGAGGACAUGCAGAUCCUUAAGGAGAUGGGGUCGAUCUCGUACGCGCUGGAGGUGGGCGUCCACAGCCGCAUGCCAGAGGAGGACACCGCCGUGAAGAACGCCCUCGGGAAGCACGUGCUACGCGCGUACGACUUCAAGUCGAAGGGGGAAGUUGGCAUGCUUGCAGGCGGCGUAGUGGACUACAUGAAGGAAGAGAGGCUGUCCCAGGUGGGCGUCUCUUCGGCGGUGUACGCGUGCGAGUUCUUGCUCUUCGUGACGACAGAG
Messenger RNA from Prorocentrum cordatum, 469 nucleotides. The record is from the annotation of a GenBank genome assembly. NCBI's taxonomy places the organism in Eukaryota, Dinophyceae, Prorocentrales, Prorocentraceae.